Messenger RNA from Dioscorea cayenensis subsp. rotundata (Guinea yam), 2079 nucleotides. RefSeq names its product eukaryotic translation initiation factor 5-like. NCBI's taxonomy places the organism in Eukaryota, Viridiplantae, Streptophyta, Magnoliopsida, Dioscoreales, Dioscoreaceae. Gene Ontology annotation, cellular component: cytosol. Bases 466 to 1842 code for a protein of 458 amino acids. Gene Ontology annotation, biological process: formation of translation preinitiation complex; formation of cytoplasmic translation initiation complex; translational initiation. Gene Ontology annotation, molecular function: translation initiation factor activity; GDP-dissociation inhibitor activity; eukaryotic initiation factor eIF2 binding. The record is from RefSeq and is a predicted model, not a curated record. The transcript is spliced from 2 exons.
UCGUCUCUAUAUAAAUCCCUCGCAGCCGACCUUUCCUUCUCAUCGCUUCCUUGUGAGCUAGGGCAUCAUCGACCGCUUAAUUGAUUGCGUAUCCCUCUCGGGCGAGGACUUAGGCAAAUUACUGGAUUGCUGCACUCUGCCAAAGUGGAGGGCGUCAAGUUUGAAGCAUCUUUUAUGUCUGAAAAAGCCUGUCACUUUUUGGGAUCAAUUGGUUUGCUUGGAGAAUAUUCUCCUACUUCAAGAAACAGGCACAGACUCUCGUCGGAGAGUUUUGGCUGCAUGCAUCAAGAACUAAUUCAGUAUUGCACACCAGAUAUUGGUUGCCCUUGUCUGCAACCUAUUAACAGCUGUUUUUCUGUUGUUCUUGAAAGGAAGUUCUUAACCAACGCUAUUGUUGCUUCUGGUGCUUACUGUCUCUGAUUAUUAACUUAUUCACCAAGACGGUACUAAACUUGUUGAGAAAAGAUGGCUUUGCAGAACAUUGGCGCUGCAAACAGCGAUGAUGCCUUUUAUAGGUAUAAGAUGCCCAAGAUGAUCACAAAAAUAGAAGGCCGUGGGAAUGGCAUCAAAACUAAUGUUGUGAACAUGGUUGAUAUUGCAAAGGCUCUUGCAAGACCUGCUUCUUACACCACAAAAUACUUUGGAUGUGAGCUAGGUGCACAAUCUAAAUUUGAUGAGAAGACUGGAGUUUCACUUGUUAAUGGUGCCCAUGACACUGCCAAGCUUGCAGGUCUUCUUGAGAAUUUUAUCAAGAAAUACGUGCAGUGUUAUGGAUGCGGCAACCCUGAAACAGAGAUCAUCAUUACUAAGACCCAGAUGCUAAACCUGAAAUGUGCUGCUUGUGGCUUCAUUUCUGAUGUUGACAUGAGGGACAAGCUUACGACUUUUAUCCUGAAGAACCCUCCGGAGGUGAAAAAGGGAACCAAGGACAAGAAGGCUUUGCGGAGGGCAGAGAAGGAGAGGCUGAAGGAAGGAGAGGCUGCUGAUGAGGAGCAGAAAAAGCUGAAGAAAGAAGUGAAGAAAAAGGGUGCUGUGGCUUCCAAGAAUGGGACAUCAUCAAAGGCUACUACUGCUCCUUCAAAGAAGAAAGCUGGUGCUGGCUCUGAUGAGGAUCAUCAUUCAUCUUCUCCGAAUGGUAGCCAGGCGGGUGAUAACGAUAAUGAUGAUGAUGGUGAUGAUGUCCAAUGGCAGACAGACACCUCACUGGAGGCUGCAAGACAGCGCAUUCAGGAGCAACUAAGCGCUGUGACAGCAGAGAUGGUGAUGCUCUCCACUGAUGAAGCAAAACAGGAGAAGAAGCUACCGCCGAAAGCAGAGAAAGAGCACCCUACCAACGGAAAUGCUGAAUCUAAGGUGAGUGAAGCUGAUAACAGUGUUCAAGCCAACAAUUAUGACAAUUUACUUGCCGAAAUCAAGGGGAACCUCAAGAAGGGCUCUAGCCCUAGUCAGUUGAAGACCGCCCUGAGCUCUCUUCCUGGAUCUCCAGUUGAAGUGAUGAAUGCUCUAUUCGAGGCACUCUUUGAUGGUGCAGGGAAGGGGUUUGCGAAAGAGGUGACUAAGAAAAAGAACUAUCUCACAGCCUUUGUUCAAGAUGAAGAGUCUCAGAUGCUUCUCCUUGGAGCGGUGGAAUCCUUCUGUCAGAAGGCCAGUGCAGAUGCUGUCAAGGAAGUAGCUCUUGCUCUCAAGGUCCUGUAUGACAUUGAUGCUCUUGAAGAGGACUCAAUUAUUCAAUGGUAUGAAGCUGGACUUGUAGGAGACAACAAGAAUUUGCCGGUGUGGAAGAAUGUUAAGCCCUUUGUCCAUUGGCUUCAGAGUGCAGAGUCCGAGUCUGAGGAGGAAUGAAGUUGUAGUUAGAUUUACUGCUUGCCGUCAUGCUUUAUCAGUUUAUUAUAUUGUCAUCAGUUGGUUUAUGUGGGUCUUAUAUAAGUGUUUUGCUUGGUAUUUGCUGCUUGUCUUGUUGUUAUCCACUAGACUCAGUUUGCUAUUUCUAUUUCUUAUGUCUUGUGUCUGUUGAACACAUUAUGUGAACUGGUGUUUUUCUCUUUUGGAAUAAAUUGUCACUGCUAUUGCUUGCAUGAA